Messenger RNA from Phytophthora sojae, 894 nucleotides. RefSeq lists its product as hypothetical. Lineage: Eukaryota; Oomycota; Peronosporomycetes; Peronosporales; Peronosporaceae. Gene Ontology annotation, molecular function: ubiquitin protein ligase activity; phosphatidylinositol binding. The transcript has a single exon. Gene Ontology annotation, biological process: ubiquitin-dependent protein catabolic process. Bases 1 to 894 code for a protein of 297 amino acids. The record is from RefSeq and is a predicted model, not a curated record.
AUGUACUUCCAGACUGCAGAGGGCCGAGUCCCGCCGCUCAGCGUCUCGAGCAUCAAGACACUCCACCAGCCUGUCCGCCAACAACUUCCGCUGCAAUUCAGCGUGACUUCGACUGCCGUCAACAAGAACUUCGUGAUGUACAAGUGCGACGUGUCGAGCGUGACAACCGACCACUCCUGGAGCGUGUGCUACCGCUACUCCGAUUUCGCAGCGUUUACCAAGAGCGUGGAGGAAGUGUGGACGUGUCCUAACACCAAGUGCAGCGGCUCGUGCCAGGUCAUUCGCGAGUUCAUCUGGGCCAGCUUCCCGCACAAACGGCCACCGAUCAUCUCGCGAUCUUCGCGCACUAUCGCUGACCGCAAGAGCAAGUUUGAAUCCGUGGUGAACUACCUGCUCCGCUGCGUGCUGCUUCCUGGUAGCGCCAUGAAGUGCCUCCACGCUAGAAGGAACCUGCCGACAAACGUGUUCAAAUUUCUCGGUGUCCAGCUCGAAGACGACAAACGGUCACUGCUGCAAGUAUUCAUCGACAACUGCCAAGCUUCAGAGUCGAAGUGCAGCGAAUCUGGGCUUUUGGAUAGCUUCCACUCGGAUGCGUCAACGGUGGACUCGACGGAAUCAGCGCAGUGCAUGAUCUGCCUGGAUGAAGUGGAGCUUCGAAACGCCGCCGACGAGUGUUGCCACGGUUCAGAUUUAUCGAUAACUCUGCCGUGUCAGCACGUAUUCCACCGCGGAUGCAUCUUUGAGUGGCUGCUCUUCCAAUACCACUGCCCCGUGUGCCGCGCCCGAGUUGGUCCGUCAGCAGUGACAACUUAUUGCCAAGAGAAGAACUAUAUUCUCCAGUGGUGGCUCAGCGACUUUGAAGACGACCCGCUUACCGCGACAAGCCCCAUGUAA